This is a messenger RNA of Puccinia graminis f. sp. tritici CRL 75-36-700-3, 2346 nucleotides long. RefSeq lists its product as uncharacterized. The record is from RefSeq and is a predicted model, not a curated record. NCBI's taxonomy places the organism in Eukaryota, Fungi, Basidiomycota, Pucciniomycetes, Pucciniales, Pucciniaceae. The transcript is spliced from 5 exons. Bases 1 to 2346 code for a protein of 781 amino acids.
AUGUACUGCGAGGAGUUAGGCCGAUGGGUCCCUCCCGAAUUUACUCCAGAGGAGCGCGAUAUCCUGGUGCGCAACAUCGUAGACUUCUCGGCAGCUCGGCGGGAGGGAUUUGUGGCAGCGUACUGGGAAGUCUUUGGGAUUUGUGACAAAAAGAUCGUGUUAGGCAAACUGCAAGGUUGUCAUGAGCACUAUCGUGCUCAAGUGACUCGGGUGAAGAAAAACAGGCACAUAGUAAUGGCCGAUGAAGAGAAUACCUUCCAGACGAUGUGCCUUGCGUUGAUCAAGGAGCCUGUUGAUGGUGAUCCAAGCCACGAGGAUCAGAUGGACCAACUGCGGCGACUGUUCCCCAAAGCUAGAAAGUGGUUUGAUUGGUGGACCAUGGCCGAUGUGGAGGCCAUGCUCUUUCCAACCCGACGGGCACGAGCUGAAGAUGCACCAGAAGGCAAACGGGCCCCGACAUUAACAACUAAUGCCCAAGAGAGCCUUCACCGUCUUUACUACAUGUUCAGCGAGGGGAAGAUGUGCCUCCAACUAGGUCUUGUGCGACUAUUUUCUUUUGUCAAGGUCUUGGAAGAAGACUAUGACGCAGUCAUGCGAGGGGUUUCAAUUGAGUACGGUGCUUCUAGGAAGGAGCAAAUAGACAUAGCUCAAUCGCUGGGCUGGGAUAAAAAAAGGAAGAGAGCAACAAAUCCAGCGGCUCCGGCAAAUAAGAAGAUUCGACAUCAAGCAGACAACGACGGCAGACCACCUGACACCACAGAUGCGCUUCUACCCGAACUGAAAGGCAAGAAGAAGUUAGGCAGACCUCGUGGCGCACUCAAUGUCGAUCGAGCUGCCUUUUCAACUUACCCUUCUUAUCGCGCAUCCAGUAAGCCCCAUCUCGCCAACCGUUGCUGGAUGGCGGCGGCAUUAGAGACUCUAUUUUCGCUGUACAGUCCACUAUGGCUGCGUGGCUCCAGCGGCCAUGGGACUUCAUUAUUCACCUCGCUUGUGAAGCAUUUUACGGCCCGAACAACCUAUCAAUUGUCUCAGGAAGGCUCAGUUCGUGGGAUGCUGUCAAAAGCACAAGCGAGGCUGUUCCAGCAUGCUCAUAACUUAUAUCCUCAAAGCUUUGUGGCUGGGGACUUUGCAUCAGCUGACUUCUUCAUUGAAAUCCUCCUGGAUCCCAAGGCAAACCCAAACCGAUCGAGACAGGGUCUAUUCGAUGUUGAAGAGAGGAGAAUAUUGAACUGUUCGACUCAUCCAAGUGCAAGAAAGACGGAGGUACGCUCGCGAUACAUAAUCAACAUCAGAAAGGCCAUGUUUGAGGCCAAUGGCCUCGCUUCCUCCGAUGUGGUCAACCUCUUAUUGCGCUGGACGUCAAGUGGGCUUGUGGGAACCUCGGGGCUCAUCUGUAAACACUGCAGGGUUCCCAAAGCCAUUGAUCCAGUUCAUUCAAAACAAAUCACACCUGAUAUCUCGAUUGCAACCGCUUGUGAACCUGCUACGACUGAACCAUAUCUUGAGGAAGUCUCAACACUUCAUUUCCCUCAAGAUCGAGCUCCUCUUCAUCUUUAUUUCCUCCUGGAGGUUACAUCAAUAUUGGACAAAGCCAAACAAGCCAGUUUUAUGUCAUCGAUUGACUGGCCAUUUGGAAUCAAGAUUCACGGCGAGGCAUACACUCUUUUUGCUCGGGGCUUUUGGAAUGGUUACCAUUACUGGUCGAAAGUACUUAUGAAUGUCUCUGGUGUAGUCGGCAUUUGGUACCAUAACGACAGGGAGAAUGAUGGACUCGCUCGCAUGGUCAGCUCGGAUCUGAGCACAAUCGGUGGUGCUCAGCCCCACACCAGCUGGGUUAUGUAUUCAAGGAGCUGGACCACCACGGAGAGGGAAUUUGUAGGUGAGAAGAUGAAGCAAGUGAAAAAGGAUUUCCCAAAUGCGCGGCCAAAUCAAAUUCCGUUUGGAAAUCUCUCAGAAUUGCUUGAAGAAGGAACUAAGUUCUUGGCACCCGACUAUGUGACUGAGAAAUCGGAGAUUGCCACACCAUUGGCCCUUGCAUCGAACGAACCCACCCUAGUUGCAUCGAACAAACCCCUAGUUGCAUCGAACGAACCCACCCUAGGGGAGAUGAACCUGCAAACUGAUUGUGGCAAGCUGACUGAGUGCCCAACAGAGCCCAACUCGGGGACUGAGAAGCCAAAGCCAAAGAUCCAAAGGCUGAAAAUCACAGUAAGGCCUAAAUUGCCAGCAUCGGGGCUCGUAUCAGAGGAGCUAUUAGAUGUGUCUUCGGUCCCUGCUCCACCACCCAUUCGCGGUCCUGGACGUCGUAGCCAAAGGGUGGUAAGGGCUGGGAAAGGGCAGGCAUAA